AUGAAUCAAUUGCUGUUUGAGCAGUCCUGUGGCAAUCUUGGUCCCAACGUCUUUGCCAGGCUGCAGACUAUGAAGCUGUUGAACUCAUUCCGGCCUGCGCCUGAAUUUCGUUUUAAUGGCGGCGAGAAAGGUAUUGCUGUGCGAGAUGAUGAUAGAGGCGCCAUAGCCCCGGACCCUGCCUCUACUCUAUGGGCCCAUCAGGCUGGUGUAAAUGCUCUGGCCCUCGAGCGCUUCGACGGUAGAAUCCUCGUAUCGGGUGGAUUGGAUGCCUCAAUAAAGUUGUGGGACCUAGAGCAGUGUGGCAAUCCAUCCAAGGCGCAUACCUACACUCCCGACGCCAAAAUUCCGCGUUCUGACCAAGCCCACAAGUUUGGAAUUACGCACCUUUCCUUCUACCCCUUCGAUUCGGCUGCCUUUCUGUCAACAUCGUACGAUCAGACCUUAAAAGUCUGGUCCACGGAGACAGCUAGCUUGUCAGCCUCAUUUAAUCUUGGGUACAAGGCCUAUACCCACGCGAUAUCCCCUAUCGCCUCGCACUUACUAGUCGCCUGUGGGACGCAACAUCCUGCCGUACGCUUAGUGGAUCUACGUACUGGCUCUAAUGUGCAGUCGCUAGCUGGAAACUCGGGCGCUAUACUAGCCACGUCAUGGUCUCCGCGACACGAACAUGUUCUUGCUACGGGUAGUGUAAACGGGGCUGUCAAGAUCUGGGAUGUCCGACAGGCCGGUGGGGUUAUUGGCAUGUUAGAUCAAGAAGACAGUCUAGGCUUGUAUUAUAACGGCCUUCUAGACCCCAGUGGCAAAGUCAGAGUUCGAGCCUCCGCAAAGGCCCAUGCGGCCCCGGUAAAUGGCCUGACCUGGACAGACGACGGAGAAUACAUUAUUUCAGCAGGACAUGACCGACGCAUUCGGGUUUGGGAUGCUGCCACAGGUAGAAAUACACUCGCGAGUUUCGGCCCCAGUAUUAGGAAUAGCCAACUGGCAAGUGUUACUAUGUUCACGUCGCCAGUCGGCCUGACUCAUCCCGGUAAAGAACUACUCUUCUGGCCCAACGAGACGGAGAUACUCGUUUUGGACUUGCACGAUGGCCACGUCGUCUCCAAGCUGAGAGGAACCGGUCCAGCGAUGGCCGGUGUCCAAUCCACCAGCGGUGCUCAGCGGACUGUCAAGAAUCGGAUUUCUAGCAUAGUGUGGAGGGGAGCGGGCGGUGGAGUUGGCUCAAGCGGCGUUGUAAUGGGAGGGGGGAACAUGGCAGGCGCCAUCUACACAGCGCACCUCGAUGGCCAGAUUAGGGCGUGGACGCCCCGCCUAGAAGGGGAUGAUGAAGAAGACGAAGACGAUUCCUUAGAUGCUGCUAGUGAGGAUAAGGCUAAAAAGCGGAAAGCACUUGAUGACAUCUUCAAAGGCUUGGUGGGGAAGAAGAUCACUUUUACCUAG
Messenger RNA from Annulohypoxylon truncatum, 1437 nucleotides. Its product is annotated as WD40 repeat-like protein. Lineage: Eukaryota; Fungi; Ascomycota; Sordariomycetes; Xylariales; Hypoxylaceae. The transcript is spliced from 2 exons. The coding region runs from base 1 to 1437 and encodes 478 amino acids. Gene Ontology annotation, biological process: transcription-coupled nucleotide-excision repair; proteasome-mediated ubiquitin-dependent protein catabolic process; protein polyubiquitination. Gene Ontology annotation, molecular function: protein binding. Gene Ontology annotation, cellular component: nucleotide-excision repair complex; Cul4A-RING E3 ubiquitin ligase complex. The record is from RefSeq and is a predicted model, not a curated record.